Molecule: messenger RNA, 329 nt
Organism: Cricetulus griseus (Chinese hamster)
Lineage: Eukaryota; Metazoa; Chordata; Mammalia; Rodentia; Cricetidae
Source: RefSeq, a predicted model, not a curated record
GGGGUGCCUUGGAUGCAGCAGCGAAGAUGUUCAGUAAAGCCUUUGACAGUGGCAUUAUUCCUAUGGAGUUUGUGAACAAGAUGAAGAAGGAAGGAAAACUCAUCAUGGGCAUUGGCCACCGCGUGAAAUCGAUAAACAACCCAGACAUGCGAGUGCAGAUCCUCAAAGACUUUGUCAAACAGCACUUCCCCGCCACCCCGCUGCUCGAUUAUGCACUGGAAGUGGAGAAGAUCACCACUUCAAAGGUAACGAGGGGGUGGAUUGCUUAUUGUUGGAGGUUUUUUUGUUUGCUUUUGCGACAAGCCCUUGUGUAGUACAAGUUGGCUUUG